AUGCCUACUCAAGUUGAGCAAAAAACUGUUGAUCCUGAGGCAGAACUCAGCAAUGUCCAACGAACAUUCCAAAAGCUGGCGCCAAUGUGCAGCGUGGAGAAACGAGCUGGUGGUAUACCUCAGUUGGCACCACAGGAAAAACAGUUGGGAAUCCUGGCAAAUGAGCUUAAAGAAACCCUUCUUUGCAUUAACCUAGCGAAGAAAGGCCAACACGCCCUACGGGACAACUUAAUAAAAAGCGGUACCAAGAAGUCCAUAGUGGAGUAUGAACAUCUAGAAGGAAUAUUGAGGGAUGAAAGAGCACAGCAAGCUGAAUUAGACUGCCUUAAUUACUUGGCUCAAAAGCAGCUUGUGGACCUUUUGAAAAAAGUACCGACCGAGGCUGAUGAACUAGCAAUGAUUGAAAAUGCGAGCAAUCGUCUGCGUCGAAUGGAAAACAGACUAGAUUUAGCUACAAAACGAUUCUGUCUCGUAAACACAGAUAAUAAAAAAGUUCGCGAGGAAAUUGAUAGGCUCCUGGUCGAAAGAAACGAUUUCAAUAUUCAAUGGAAUCGAACAAUUGGUAAGCUGGUUAAAGGUAAAGAAUAUCUUAUGGAUAUUCUAGAGAUAGCAACGAACGCAUUUGGAGACAGAGAUGAGUGCUGUAGAAAAGUGGAGGCCCUGAAAUGGAAGGGACUGUUUCAGCUUAACCGUGAUAUAUCGGAGAUGCAAUCAUAUGAAGGCGAAUUAAACCAUCUAGCGAAAUUGGAAGAAUUUCUCCGAGUGAAAGGAUCCCGUAGGAUCUGUGAAGCCGAUGAAAUAGAAGAGAUUAAACGGCAGGAAGAGGUUCAGAGAUGCGAGCAGGAGAUUUCCAGGCACGAUGCCCUUUUAGAGGAGAUUUUUCAAUAUGCAGGUUCAGAGAGGGUAUCUACCGUGAUAAAUCAUUUUCGGGCAACAGAAAUUCAAAACUUCUCCAUAUUUGUGUUGCUUUGUGAAGUUCUGCAAGAGUCCAUCUUUAUAAGGAAGGAGUUGGAAAUGCUAAGACAACGAAUUUUGGAUCAACGUGAUAUGAACGAAGCGCGAGAAGAAAAAGAGGACAAACGUCUAGCAGAGCUUCGACUACAGUUACAGACAAAGAGAGAACAGACUGGAGCUAUUCUGGAAUCGAAUAAUACUGCUGAAGCUACGAUCCUGAAAGUCUUGAAGGGAAUCGAUGACCUUGUUAGGUUAGCGAAAUGUGAUGUGACUCCACUACUAUCAUUGCUCGGAAACCACAAGGAGGUGACCAAAUGGAACGUGCGCAAGUUUCUUAGAAUCUUGGAAUCCGAAGUUAAAUCUUUAAUUGAAGUUGCUUAUGGCGCUGUGAAGCCACCGGCUCCAACACCAAAAGCGCGUAAAGGACCAGCACCGCCCGCUGCUAAAUUGGUUGCAGAUCCUUACGUGCAAACUUUGCUUCCGAACAAAAUUGAGAAAUUGGUACCAUAUCAGCCAUGCGCAUACUGCGUUGAAGACUAUAUAAUGAACUUGGUGUUCGAGACGCCAGCGAUUCCAGCGGACAACGAAUACGUCGAAGGAAUAUUCCACCUCGAAGACAUAAACACCAAGUUUGGAAUAUUCACUCUAACUAUUCCGGCGUAA
Molecule: messenger RNA, 1617 nt
Organism: Leptosia nina
Lineage: Eukaryota; Metazoa; Arthropoda; Insecta; Lepidoptera; Pieridae
Source: the annotation of a GenBank genome assembly